This is a messenger RNA of Tremella mesenterica DSM 1558, 1268 nucleotides long. RefSeq lists its product as uncharacterized. The transcript is spliced from 11 exons. The record is from RefSeq and is a predicted model, not a curated record. The coding region runs from base 247 to 1266 and encodes 339 amino acids. NCBI's taxonomy places the organism in Eukaryota, Fungi, Basidiomycota, Tremellomycetes, Tremellales, Tremellaceae.
GUCGGUUCAUCCUUGUGAUCUCCUCUCCCGUCGUGUUAUCUUUCCUCUCAUCCCCUCUCAUCCAGUGUGAAAGCUUCUUGACCCCAAGCUCCACGUUGCCUCGUCUGAUCCCACACCGGGAGGAAGAAAUCACAUCGUACCCCGGUCAUAGCCGUGGAAAAGUCGUGUCUUCCUCAAAUCUGAAAUACACACCUAGUCCAUCGAACUUACUUGAACGAAGAACGAGAAUUAUAUGAAAGAUUCACAAUGGCCGGAAAUCAACUACCCAUACCUACGACAACAACUCCUUCGAUCAUUCCAACACCUACGAAAAUAGUGCAAGCACCUCUAAACUUACUCGAGUCGUUCAUGUGCGGAGGUCUUGCAGGAUGUGCAGCAGUUACAGUUUCAAACAUGCCAGAAGUAUGUAAAACCCGACUUCAACUCCAAGGAGAACUCCAAAGAGCCGAUUCGAACGCUCCUAGAGUAUACAAAAACGUAUUUGAUGUGUUUGUAAAGACAUGGAAACAUGAAGGUAUAAGAGGUUUACAAAGAGGUCUCGUUCCUGCAUAUGGAUAUCAAAUCUUAUUGAAUGGUUCACGUUUAGGUUUCUAUGAACCUAUACGUAGGAUGUUGAAUACUGCCAUAGGAAGAGAUCCGGCAGAAGGACUCAUUUCAACCGCUUUGACCGCAGGUGCUUUGACUGGAUGUAUAGGAGCCGCACUUGGCUCUCCACUAUUCUUGGUAAAAGCUAGAAUACAAGCUUUCUCACCUGCUUUACCCGUCGGCGCACAACAUUAUUACAAAGGUUCAUAUGAUGCUCUCAGAACGAUACUAAAAACGGACGGAGUUUUAGGAUUAUGGAGAGGGGUUAACGCCGCUCUCUUACGGACUGCCAUGGCAAGUUUCCAACUUCCCUCAUAUAAUCUGGGUAAAUCCAUCUUGGUCAAAAACGGAUGGGACGACAAAUCUUUUUUCACCUUCCUCACAGCUUCUUCCAUUUCUGGUGUUUGUGUGUGCGCUGCCAUGCAACCAGCAGAUACUGUCUUGACUAGGAUGUACAAUCAAAACACGAUCAAAGACCCAAUCACCGGUCGAGUCAGAGGAGCACUGUACACCAACCCCAUAGAUUGUUUGUGGAAAACUUUCAAAACAGAGGGAAUAGCGGGUUGGUACAAAGGUACCACGGCGCAUUUCCUCCGCAUAGCCCCUCAUACCGUCGUCACUCUAGUGGCCAACGAGUUGAUCAUGACGCAGUACAAAAACAUGAGAGAAAAGCGGUCAUAAAG